AUGGCCAGUGAGUUUUUCGAAUCGUGCAAGAAUGUUAAGUUUUCAGCCACGAAUGGAUUCGCCAUGGAUUUAAUUGGGGGUGGUGCUAAAACUUAUCAACUGUUUCUUAAAUUUUUGGGUGAUGAAAAACCAUUAUUGGGCGGAUCACCUUAUCAAAUCAAUUUUGAGUAUGAGAUGACCGAAGAACAAAAAAGUGCUGGUAUUCAAUUGAGAAAUGACCCUGUAAGGAAAUGUUCCGAUAAAGAAUACAAGUGUGCAUGUACCGAUUGCGCAAGUUCAUGUCCUAAGUUACCCCAUGCCAGAUCUUUAGAAAAGAAAUGUAAAGUGGGGAUUAUGCCUUGUUUUUCAUUUGCUAUAUUGAUUAUUUGGUUGUGUUUAGUGAUUCUAUUAGGUGGGUAUCAUGUUUAUUUGGCAAGGUUGAAGAAACGACCAAGACACCCUUCAAUUGUGGAAGAAGAUAAUUAUUAUAAUAAUGUAAUUAGUCCAUUGAGUUAUGUCACAUUGAGACAACCAGGGGUUAAGGAUUUACUGCAAAAAUUAAAUUGGAAGAUUCUGGAUCUCUUUAGCAGUAUUGGAUUCUUUUGUUCAACAUUUCCAGGUAUCACGAUCGGAUCAACUUUAUUAAUCACAGUAUUGCUUUCGCUUGGUUUAUUUAAAUUGGAUUUGGAAACAAACCCCAUUAACUUGUGGGUAAGUCCACAGGAACCUGCUUUAAAAAAUCAGCAAUUUUUUGAAUCUAGUUUUGGGGAAUGGUUUAGAAUUGAGCAAAUAAUCAUAAGUUCAAAGACAGACGAGCCAGUCUUAAACUGGGAAACCGUCCAAUGGUGGUUCUCCAAAGAGCUUGAAUUAUACGAGAUAAACAAAGAAGUUGAGUUGUCAGACAUUUGCUUUAAGCCGCUUGACGAUGCAUGCGCUAUAGAAUCAUUUGCCCAAUACUUUUACGGAGACAUAAAUGCAAUCAAUGAAAACAACUGGCAGGAAAAGUUACAGAAUUGCGUCGAUUCCCCAGUUAAUUGUUUGCCCGCGUUUGAACAGCCAUUGAAACCUAAUUUGUUGUUUAAUAAUAAUGAUAUUUCAAAAGCCAAGGCAUUCACAGUAACAGUUUUAAUUAAUAGCAAUUCAUCCAGUACUGAACUCACGGAAUCAACUGUAAACUAUGAACAUCUGUUCCAGAACUGGGUACAGGAUUUACAAGCAAAUAAUCCCAACUUGAACAUUGCAUUUAGUACCGAGGUAUCAUUAACAGAAGAACUUAACAAGUCUACAAAUACAGAUAUAAGAAUCAUUGUAAUUUCCUACUUGGCCAUGUUUAUUUAUGCUUCCCUUGCAUUAGGAGGGAAAUUACCCAACACAAACAUCUAUUCAUUAGUGAAGACGAGAUUUAUGUUGGGAUUAUGUGGAAUUUUAAUUAUUUUAUUAUCAGUGACAGCAUCUGUGGGAUUCUUUUCCAUUAUCGGAUUGAAAUCAACAUUGAUUAUUGCUGAAGUCAUUCCAUUUUUGAUUUUAGCAAUUGGUAUAGAUAAUAUUUUCUUGAUUGUCCAUGAGCUUCAUUUGGCUACCGAGGAGAAUCCCGAUCUAUCACUUGAGCAAAGAAUAGCCAUGUCAUUGGGCAACAUUGGUCCCUCGUGUUUUAUCAGUGCCAUUUUGCAAGUUUCUAUGUUCCUAUUAGCCACUGCAGUCGAUAUGCCUGCCGUUAAGAACUUUGCUUUUUAUAGUGCUGGCGCUGUGUUUAUCAAUUUCAUUCUUCAGAUGACGUGUUUUAUUGGAUUGCUUACAUUAGACCAGAGACGAUUGGAGGAUAAUCGCGUGGAUUGUGUUCCUUGGAUUACCAUUGCUCCUGUGGAAUUACCAGAGGGUGAAAUAGAAGAACAAGAAAUACAAGAACAGGCUAAUGAAGAAGACGUUAAGCAUUUGGAGUACAACUUUUCUCAUUGGGUCAGUAAGUACUACGCACCUGUGAUUUUGGCACGCACAGCCAAACCCAAGAUUUUAACAUUCUUUGUAUUGUGGUUAGGCAUAUCUUUAAGUUUAUUCCCUGAGAUUAAAUUUGGACUUGACCAAAGAGUCGCCAUUCCUUCGGAUUCGUACUUGAUUAAUUAUUUCAAUUCAGUGUAUGACUACUUCAAUGCGGGUCCACCGAUGUUCUUUGUGGUUAAGGAUUUGGAUGUUACAAAUAGAACCAACCAGCAGAAGAUAUGUGGUAGGUUUUCCACAUGCAAUGAAUAUUCAUUGUCGAAUAUACUCGAACAAGAGUUCAAGAGACCUAAGAAAUCAAUGAUGGCCGAACCUGCAACCAGUUGGUUGGAUGAUUUCUUGAGUUGGUUGAAUCCUGAUUUGGAUCAAUGUUGUCGAUUUAAAAAGAGUUCAGUAUUUGAAGACAAUCGCGGAGAAUUUUGCACUCCACAUGCCCCGGAACGUCAAUGCCAGCCAUGUUAUCUCAACCACAGUCCUCCUUAUGAUGCUAGUAUGGAUGGAUUCCCUGAAGGUGACAAUUUCAUGUUUUAUUUUAAUCAAUGGAUUGAAGAACCUAGCGAUCCUUGUCCAUUAGGUGGGAAGGCACCCUAUGGUAACAGUAUUGCUCACAGUAAGUCAGGUAUCAGCGCUAGUUAUUUCAGAACUUCACACGUUGCAUUGAGGUCACAGGAUGAUUUCAUCCAUGCUUAUGGUCAUGCGUUGAGAAUAGUCAAUGAGAUCAAAUCAUUUAUUAAAGAUAUAGAUAUCUUUGUGUGGUCACCAUUCUAUAUUUUCUUUGUGCAGUAUAGAACCAUCUUGGAGUUGACUUUUGGAUUAUUGGGUGCCGCCAUGGGGAUUAUUUGGAUAGUAAGCUCAGUGUUAUUGGGUUCAGUGAGAUCAGCUGCGGUUAUGACAGUUACUAUUAUUUCCAUCUUGAUCAAUAUCGGAGGUGUUCUCGCCAUUUGGGGAGUCUCGUUAAAUGCAGUCAGUUUGGUUAACUUGAUAAUUUGUGCUGGGUUAGCAGUUGAAUUUACUAUUCAUUUGACAAGAGCAUAUUGUAUUAGUAAAGCAUCAAUAUUUGACGAAGAAAACGACGAAACGUUGUAUAAUAAUUUCAUGUCAGUUGAUUCUACAGCUAAUCUAUAUGGAUUAUCAGAAAAUAUUAGAAAUGUCAAGGCUUACAACGCACUCAGCAGCGUUGGAGGUUCAAUGAUUGCCGGUAUUACCUUGACCAAGUUUAUUGGUAUUUCCGUGUUGGCGUUCACAAGAUCAAAGAUAUUUGAAAUUUACUAUUUUAGAAUGUGGUUUGCUUUGAUUUUAAUUGCUGCAACCCAUUCACUUUGUUUACUUCCGAUAUUAUUGAGCUUUUUUGGUGAUGAUCAGCGACCAAAAACGAGAGUUACGGAAAUUAGAGCAAACUAUGAAGCUGAAGCUGAUGCGUAUAUUGAUUUCCCUGACGAUAGUGAUAGAUCUUGA
This is a messenger RNA of Spathaspora passalidarum NRRL Y-27907, 3429 nucleotides long. It is a transcript of the gene NCR1, whose product is annotated as sphingolipid transporter. The record is from RefSeq and is a predicted model, not a curated record. Gene Ontology annotation, cellular component: membrane. The transcript has a single exon. Lineage: Eukaryota; Fungi; Ascomycota; Pichiomycetes; Serinales; Debaryomycetaceae. The coding region runs from base 1 to 3429 and encodes 1142 amino acids.